AUGAUAGCAGGCCCUAUGGGCCAGGCAGGAGGCACGACGGAGUCCGCUAAGAUGGUUAAAGGAGUGGAGAACCUUAAUGAGUAUGAAACAGAGUCUCGCGAAGCCCCCGCGCGUGACAAGCAGUCACUAGAGAAAGCUUCACCAGCGCCGGCUUGGCGCCUAGAACGCCUGUCGAAACGCUAUCUGAAAGCCAAGUCGCAAUUUUAUGAACCCCACACUCCGGUCAGGCCGACGGAGGCCGGCCGGGUUGAAGAUAUUAAUCCCGCGGACGUAUAUCAGGCAGCAGUCAACUUCAGCAGCUUGACCCUCUAG
Messenger RNA from Penicillium soppii, 312 nucleotides. RefSeq lists its product as uncharacterized. The transcript is spliced from 2 exons. The coding region runs from base 1 to 312 and encodes 103 amino acids. NCBI's taxonomy places the organism in Eukaryota, Fungi, Ascomycota, Eurotiomycetes, Eurotiales, Aspergillaceae. The record is from RefSeq and is a predicted model, not a curated record.